AUGGAGCGUGCAGAGCUGGUGGUCAAUCGCACGGUGCCUGGCUUCAGCGUAUUUGCGGAACCCAUAGUUGCUCUCUCAUCGGACGAUGAGGCGCUGGCGACGCAUGUGCUGCAAUGCUUGCAGGGCAGCUGGUAUUGUCAGCAGAGCGGCCGCCACGUUGGGGCUGUGUCUGGCAUGUUUCUGGAGGCAAGCGUCGGCUGGCUGCCACGCGUCACCACCUGCCGCAUACCACCCAACGUCAAAGAUACUCUGGUUCUAACCGUCGACGGGCAAACCUACUUCGGGAAGAUUCGGUUGGAGGCCCAGCACUCCAUCACCUGGAGCACCGGCGAUGUGUGGCUCAAGAAGUGA
Molecule: messenger RNA, 351 nt
Organism: Symbiodinium pilosum
Lineage: Eukaryota; Dinophyceae; Suessiales; Symbiodiniaceae
Source: the annotation of a GenBank genome assembly